GCACACUAGCUUUUGAAUAGCUAGUAGCAUGCUAACGUAGUAAGCAUAGAGGUAGUAAGCAGUAAUGGUGAUGAGCGAGUGGAUCAACGGUUAGGCCUCGGCAUGCAGGCAGCAUGUUGUACUAUUAACAGCUUGUUCGACUGGUACGCGUGCGGUAUAAUUAAGGCAUGAGGGAAUACCAGUAUAUAAAGAGUUCUGAGUGACGGAGCAGCACCUCAGUGACAUUAAGAGGGCCUUUGACAAAACCAGGGGCACCGGCACAAUGGAAUGUGCAGUGGACAUCCCCUCAGGCGAAGAUGAGGCCCCUGAGAAAGACGGCAUAAAUGCCAAGGAAGGGAAUGAUCCACCACACAAGAAAAACAAGAAGCACAGAAAACACAAGAGCAAGAAGAAGAAGAAGAAGAGAAAGGGGGAAAAAGAGAGCAGUUCAGAAUCUGGUGCUGAGUCGGAUGUAGAGCCACCACUACUACAGAAGCCCAUCAGGACCACCAGAGCCAGUGCCAGGCUAGCAGCAGCCACAGGACUUGGAGACCAAGAUGGGUUGAAGGAGGAGGGCAAAAAGGAUGUAAUUGCAGCACGUGCAGACAUGGAGGGAGAUGCAAAAUCCAAAAAACACAAAAGACAUGCUGCGAAAAAGAAGAAAAAGAAGAGAAAGAAGGACGAAAAGCACGAGAAAAAAUCCCAAUCUCGAUCCCCAUCUGAAAGCAGCUCAGCUUCAGGCUCUGAGUCUGAAGGUGAAGUAGAGAAAGGUGCUGGUGAGGUUAAAUACUCUCCAGUUACAGCCUCUGACCUGCAAGAACCAGUGUCCAAACUGGUUUCAAAAAGCAAACGAGGGGAGAAACCUGAAUUAAUUGGAGUCAAGAAAGAGGAGACAUCAGGGAUGGAUGUGUCCCCAUCUGCGGGGAAGGAGUCUAGCACCAAUCUAUCAGAAAUUAGUGUAAGGUCACCCUCUGCAUGCCAUGAUGAUAUAACCCAGACAGCGACUGUUCAAGUUAAGAUCGAAGGUAGUCAUACUGAUGGUACAUUCAGUCAUGCCCAUGAACUUCCUGACAUUAUCCCUAAACAGGAAGGAGCCACCUCAAGAGAUGACCCAAGCCUGAAAGAGCAGUCCAAUUCCGUUCAGAAGACAAGGGACAGGGAUGGCAUUUCCUCUAGGUCUCCUUCUCCUUCCAGGGGCCUAGAUAUUAAGAGGUUGGGGUCGAGUCGUAGUCGUUCACCAACACCUACUCCUAUUAGGGAGCAGUCUGAUGGGCAAACAACAGCAGCAGCAGCAGCGACUGCAAUGAAAGAACGAUCAAGAACUCAUUCCAGGUCAAACUCAAAGGAAAAACAGUCCAUAACUCCUCUAAAGACUCGGCAGCUUUCCCAAUCCCAGUCCCCUAAAUCUAAGAGGAAGUCAAUCUCUCCCAAGAGAGCAGCCCGCCAGUCCCGGUCUACCUCUCGCUCCCUCACCCCGAAGAAGAAGGUGUCAAAAUCUCCAAGGCAGUCCAAGUCCCCUAAACGCCGGAGGAGUUCAUUGUCUGUUUCUCCUAAGCGACGUAGAAGUUCUCACUCACCCAAAAGAAGGGUGUCCCGAUCCCCUAAACGUGGUGGCCGCAGGUCCCCCUCUCUAUCCCGGUCUCCAAGGAGAAGUCGGAGGUCCGAGUCACGUUCCCGUGGAGGAAGGCAUUCUAGGGCCCGCUCACCUCGCCGAAGUGGUGCAGUUGGCAGGCGUUCAAAGUCACGUUCCGCCACAAGAACUCGUGGCUCCGCCUCUAGAUCAAGGCGCCCUGUUCGUCGCUCCAGAACACGGUCACCGGGAAGACGUGCAGGAGGGAGGCGCUCCAGAAGUCGAUCCUUGUCUCGGCGUAGGAGGUCUCCGCCCCCUAGAUCCCGCCGAUCACGCUCCCGUUCGACUCGCAGGAGCAAGCGCACUCGAUCAAGAUCUGUUGUAGUCCUUAAGCGCAGUCGUCAUUCAAGAUCCAAGAGUCCCCGCAAACGGACCAAAUCCCGAACACCUCCCUCCCGGAAGCGCUCGCGUUCCCCUGCCAGGAGAAAUCGUUCACCACCAAGGUCUGGCAAGCGCUCCAAAUCUCGCUCGUUGUCUCAAAGGCAUCACUCAAAGUCAAACUCACCAGUACCUUUCAAGAAGGGGUCCAAAUCUCCUAAGAAGGGUGGAAGAAAGUCUAAAUCCGCCUCGGCAGAAUUGAGCAGAUCUAGGUCCAGGUCUAAGUCAAGUAAUGGGCACUCUGACAACUCACUAGCCAGAUCUGCGUCUUCCUCUCCUGUCAAAGAGAUAAGGCCUUCCUCUCCUGAGGCAGAGCAGACCGAAAGUGAAGGAUAUCCUGCCACAACAGGUGCUUGGAAACCCAUGCCAGCAGCUCCCUCAGUGGCUCCCUCAGUGGCUCCCUCAGUGGCUCCCUCAGUGGCUCCCUCAGUGACUCCCUCAGUGGCUCCCUCAGCGGCUCCCUCAGCGGCUCCCUCAGUGGCUCCCUCAGUGGCUCCCUCAGUGACUCCCUCAGUGGCUCCCUCAGCGGCUCCCUCAGUGGCUCCCUCAGUGGCUCCCUCAGCGGCUCCCUCAGUGGCUCCCUCUGCGGCUCCCUCAGUGGCUCCCUCUGCAGCUCCCUCAGCGGCUCCCUCUAUCCCCCGCGCUGAGAGCCCCGCAAAUGCGUUGCAGGAGCUUCUUCAGAUGCUUUCUCCGAACCACGACAAGGAACAGAUAGAAGAUGCCAGCUCAUCCAAUGAACGGGAUGUUUCCAGGUCGGGAUCUCGAGAACCCGCCACGGUCCCGGACAGGUCAGAUCUUUCAGCAGGCUCAGAUGAAGAAGUGGUUUCUUCCUCCCCAGUUAAGCAAAAGUCACGCUCGCCUACGAAUCGCAGAAAGCUUCGCCCAACUUCUUCACCUCGACGAUCAACAUCCAAGUCUAAAUCCCGAAGGAGGCAGUCUAGGUCCAAAUCUCCUGUAAGGAAAAGAGAUUCUGUGUCUCCAUCAGAAAGGAAGAAACGACGUUCCAAGUCUCGGAGUCCCACCCGGCGGAGAAGGUCACGCUCUACUGGGCGGCGCAAGCGAUCACACUCCAAGACACGGACCAGAGUUCGCCGAUCCAAGUCUCGCUCUCCAACCAGGAAGAGGCGCUCCCGCUCCCCCAAUGCCCGUGGGAGACGGAGGUCCAAGUCCGCAGAGAGAAGCAAGCGAUCCAAGAGCCGCUCCACAGGCCGGAGGAAAAGGUCGGUGGACAGAAGCAGGCGAUCAAGGUCCCGUUCUUCUGAUCGCAGACGCAGGUCUAGGUCAAGGGGCCGAGGGAGGCGCCCGGUGUUUCGAAGUCGUUCAUUUGAUAGGCGAGACAGGUGGAAGAGGGAACCCAGCCACUCUCCAGUUCUCAUUCUCCGCAAGCAGCGCCGCUCAGGGUCCCGUACACGACGCAGCACCAGCAAGACUCCUCCACGCCUCACUGAACUGGAUAAGGAUCAAUUACUGGAGAUAGCCAAAGCUAAUGCUGCUGCCAUGUGUGCUAAAGCGGGGGUGCCCAUUCCUGAGAGUCUUCGGCCGAAAGCCAUCCUCCAGCUUCCUCUACCCACUCCAUCUCCCACCCCCCUCUCCUUACCUCUACCCUUACCUCUCCCUAUGGGUAUGGGGAUGCCGAAUAUGUCCAACAUGGGUCAGAUGGGGUUACCCAAUAUUCCAGGAAUGCCCAACAUGUCAAACAUCACCAUGUCUGCCGCCAUGGCAAGUAUGACAGCAGCUACUAUGACAGCUGCCUUGACCAACAUGGGUGCUCUGGCAGCCAUGCCUCCCCUUGCCCCGCUCCCUACCAUCACUAACAAGCCUCCCCCGUGUCUUGCCCCCCCACAACCAACCCUUAACCUGGACCACAUCGAGGAAGCAAAGAGGAAGGUCACUCAGCAAGCUAACAUUCACACCAUAAAGGAGCUUACUGAGAAGUGUAAGAUGAUUGCAAAUAGCAAGGAGGAGAUGGCCAUUGCUAGACCCCAUGUCUCUGAUGACGAAAGCUAAAACCGCCAAGCUCUCAAGCCAGUCCCCUCAAAUGACAGGAGGAAAAUAUAACCAUUGCUUAAAUAGGAGGACUUGCCUUCCUACAGUUCUCGUUGACAGCCAGAUGCCCUGACUGAGCCUCAUACACCAAGAAGAAGAAAAGUACCCAAGUUGUCACAACUACAAUAUAGGUGCGCCGUCACCAGCCACUGCCCCACCCAGAUCCCCAGUUUGUUUCUGUUUGUGUGAGAGGGAAAGACUGUCACCUGUGAUACCAGGGACACAAUGACAUGUAUGGGUGCGUAGUGAGUGUGAGUCUGUAUGUGUGAAUUGUUAGUCUGUUGGUGUAUAUAGUGACUUUCACCACCUCAGUGUUGCUGCUCAUUUAAGCGGUCACUAACUAAAGAGGAAACAAACCAAACUAACUAGCGGAGCAAGUGUUUUUUGUAUAAGAUUAGUUUCUCUAAAUUUCUUUUACUUUCAUCCUUUCUUAAAUAAUUGUGUUCAGUGGGGACUGCUUCCUUGUUCUUCUGUAUUCCCCUCGGCUAUCUCUAGUCACUGGUUUUAUAACAGAAUAAUGCAGAGGACGUUUUGGUAGAUCCCCACAUGUGUUUUCAAGAGCCUGAGUCUCCAGGCACACAGGUUGACAACAUGUUGUGAAUCCUUGUACAUUUAUUUUUGAAGGAAGGGAACAACUGAAUAUAUCGGCUGUAAAGAACGAUUGAAUUCAUCAUCUUCAUUUACAACACAGAACAUAUUCAGUUGGCACCGCCCUGGGUGUGAUUUUCCUUUUCAUUGUAAAUGACAAAAACCUAAUGUUUGAUCUCUGGUGUGUCAUUUGGGCUUUGUUGGAUUUUUUAAAACUUAGAAACGCUGUUUGCUGUAUAUUCAAAUGGACAUUUCAUCUGCCACACUUGUAACAUCGAUUUCCUAACAUGCAGUGUUGUGCAUUGUGCACAGCAACGUUAUAUAUGAAAGGAUUUAAGAUGCACUAAAAGAUGCCAUGAUAGCGUUUUAAAGACUUUAGGUCAAGGGCAAACAUCUGUAUUUCCAUCAUUUUGAUUUGAUUUGAAAGCAAUACUGCUUGAUAGUGGUCUUGGAGUACCAGGAUAUUUGGACUUUGCCAACGGAACAGGACUCAUCCCAAAAAUGAAUAACUACGAGGGUUAAAUUACAUUUCCCAGUAACUUGAAAUUGUAUUUCCCUUUUCCCUUUCUAGUUCAUGCAUUGAUUGAAUAAAGGAUAUCCAAUAGGCUAUGUUUUAUAAUUAAAACAUAGUUUAUAUCAGUGGCUUUUUAAACAGGCACACAUUGAGACCGUAAUUCCCUUCCUCUUGCUCGUGGACAAACUACAUCUAGGGGUUAUAGAAUUGAAUGAAUAUAGUUGAGCCUUUCCUAAACUGAACCAUUGUUUUAAUGUCCUUGUGCAUUAGACAAUCAGGUUAUUUGUCUCAAAAUGCUAUUUUGGAAGAAAAACACAAAAAAAACAACGUUAAUUGUAAACAUCUUUAAGCAUCGAAUUUGCUGGAAAACAGGAGAGAGGAUUUUCAAUGUGCAAAUAGUGAAUCUCCCCUAACGAGCCCUUUUCAUUGACACCCCCAACUCAUUUAAUAUCUGCUUUACUUAUGAAUUUUUUGACUGACUCCUAGUAGAUCUUCUGCGUCGGGUAAACCGGGUCUGUGUUUCACAAAACACUUCAGUCCCAUCAGAUACCUGAAGAACAAAGACAAACUCUGCGCUUUAGGGAAAACUUUCAGGGAUGAAGUUGAUCUUGCAAUCAUCAUUUCAUUAGAGAGCAAAAUACUUCUUGAUUUAUUCUUCGGUGUUGACUUCCCACGCCCAGGGCUGGUAAACUGUGGUAGAUAAUCUGUUAACUUUUUGUCAAACUGUAACUGUACUGACGGUUCCAAAAUCAUUUUUGAGCUGUUGAAUUGAUUCCCUGAGGUAAUCUUUAGCUAUUUUAUGACCGAAAAUAAGAAGAAAACGCAUUUUAAGAUUCUGUUUUUUUGGGGGGGAGGGGAUUCAUUUGAAUACGACAUUGCCUGCUUUGUACAUAAAUGUGUUGAUGAUUAUUAAAAACCUCAAUGAUCUCUAUA
This is a messenger RNA of Eleginops maclovinus (Patagonian blennie), 6068 nucleotides long. RefSeq names its product SON DNA and RNA binding protein a (gene sona). The transcript is spliced from 10 exons. Lineage: Eukaryota; Metazoa; Chordata; Actinopteri; Perciformes; Eleginopidae. Bases 263 to 3994 code for a protein of 1243 amino acids. Gene Ontology annotation, biological process: regulation of cell cycle; regulation of mRNA splicing, via spliceosome. Gene Ontology annotation, molecular function: RNA binding. The record is from RefSeq and is a predicted model, not a curated record.